Messenger RNA from Chaetomium strumarium, 1249 nucleotides. RefSeq lists its product as uncharacterized. Bases 77 to 1177 code for a protein of 366 amino acids. The record is from RefSeq and is a predicted model, not a curated record. NCBI's taxonomy places the organism in Eukaryota, Fungi, Ascomycota, Sordariomycetes, Sordariales, Chaetomiaceae. The transcript is spliced from 2 exons.
AAUUGCGCCUUUGGGCGUCGACGAGCUCCUAUUCUGAUCUUCAACAGAGGAGCCGCCCUGGAGGCAGCAACAACACAUGAGAAUGGCGAUACCGUGGGGGACCAUCAAGUCCCUCCUCAUCUUCUUCGGUCCGCUCCUCCUCCCCAAAGCAAUAGGCUACUACCGCACCGUCCGCGCGGCGCCGCAAAUCCACGGGCUCAAAGUCCGACCCCUCCCAUCACAUCUCUACCGCUCCCUCGGCAUCCUACUCACCGUAUCCGCCGUCUUCCUCCUGCGCACCCUCCCCAUCCUCUCGCCCGAGAACGUCUUCCGCGCAACACAGUCCCGCCUGCAGAUCCCCGCCGACGUGCUCUUCACGCGGCUGGCCACCCUCCGCCCGCAGAACCGCCUCACGCCGCAGGACCUCGCCUUGCGCGCCAAGUUCGCCUCGCUCGAGUCACGCCUGCUCUACCUCCAGUUCGGCCCGGACGUGCUGGCGACCUGCCCCUUCUGCGCCUCCGACGACCCGCGCUCCUACCUGUACUACGCGCUUCCGGACCUGGCCGCGCCGCACCUGUUCAACCUGGUGGUGAUUGCGCUGGCGACGUCGGCGCUGCUGACGCGCGGCGACCGGGGCGCCGUGGGCUGGCGCACGCCCGCCACGCUGGCCGCGGUCGCGAUCGCCUUCGUGGAUGUGUAUCUCGUCGCGACGUACAACUACAACGCGAAUGCGAAGGCGCUGAGGCUGCCGGAGCUGGAUCACUUCUUCUGGACGGUGCGCGCGACGCGGUAUGUGGCGCUGGCGUGCCUGGAUGCCGGGCUCGCGCUGAUGCUGUAUCUGGGCGGGACGCAGCGGGCGUUUGUGACGCCGCCGAGUGCUGCCGAGCGGGUGGAGGGUGUGGUGCGUGCGCUGGCGGGCACGAAAGGGAAGGUCAAUGCUGCCGGGGUGGUUAAGAACACGGUGCUGAGGGACGAGGAGUUGAGGGGCCGGAGUAAUGCGUACUGGGCACAUGAGGUGCGGCUGAUGAGGGAAAUGAUGGAGGAGAGGGAGGUUGUUGAGGGGGUGAAUGAUGCGCUGCAGAAUAGGAUCGACAUCGGCGGGAUAGAGAGGGAUGCUGAGGCAUAUGCAAAAGCGGUAUUGAUGGCGCCUGCGAAGGGAGCCACAGGGACUGCUGUGGGAGAGGAGGUUGUGGGCUGACAGAUUCUUGAUUACUUGUGUCUAGACAUGGCCGUCCAUAUCUCUAGAAACAUGCUCAAUUUGGAAACCGUC